Messenger RNA from Monomorium pharaonis (pharaoh ant), 3540 nucleotides. RefSeq names its product cap-specific mRNA (nucleoside-2'-O-)-methyltransferase 1 (gene Cmtr1). The record is from RefSeq and is a predicted model, not a curated record. Gene Ontology annotation, cellular component: cytoplasm; nucleus. NCBI's taxonomy places the organism in Eukaryota, Metazoa, Arthropoda, Insecta, Hymenoptera, Formicidae. Bases 271 to 2892 code for a protein of 873 amino acids. The transcript is spliced from 4 exons. Gene Ontology annotation, biological process: 7-methylguanosine mRNA capping. Gene Ontology annotation, molecular function: nucleic acid binding; methyltransferase cap1 activity.
GGAAACAUGGCCAUUGCUACAUAUUGCGCAGGACCGAAAUUUAACCUAAAUGUGAUGUUGUGACUUAAAAUAAGGAAACAUUUAUAUAAAAGAGAAAAAAUGCCAAUAAGCAUGAAUAAACUGUAAAAUAAAUAGCAUACCGUGAACGAUUUUAUUAUCACAUUUAUAUUUCAUUAAAUAUUUAACUACAAAUAUAUUCAAGAUGUUGCGAAGGUCGAUUUUGAUUAGCGAGCUUUUGAAAGCGUUGAGAAACGUGCGGUUAAUAUCGGCAUGGGUGUCAUUUCUGCAUGUUCCAAAGAAAAGUGUCCAUACUGUAUUUCUAACAUUGAUCCUUCUGAGUUAGAUGCUAUCGAGUAUACCAAAUUCUACAAUCAUUUCAAGCGGAAUAAUAUAAGACAGUGUACACAAAGUUCUAACAGCGAGCUAUUCAGCCCUCAUCAAACAAGGUAUUUGAAGAUGGAGUACGAAUGGGAAAAUAGUUACAUUCGUGAAAGCCAUAGUAAGAAGAGAAAGCUGAAUAACGAAGAGGCUAUAGGCGUUGAUGCAUCUCCAGAAGAAAAGUAUACCGAAGAGAAUGAAGCAGCAUAUAAUGUCCACAAUGCAGAUGCUGACAGUGGUGGCGAGACUAAUGUGUCUAACAAGGUUCAGCAUAUGAUGAUGAAAAUGGGAUACAAACCGGGUAAGGGUCUCGGAAAGGAUGACCAGGGUCGUGCAGAGCCUAUAGAAGCGGUCGCACAACACGGUCGACGAGGAUUUGGGCAUGUUGUUCCUGGUCUCAAGGAAGCAAGUCUCCGAUGGAAUCCAAAGACUGAAGAGAUAAAAGCUAUAGAAGAUAUUGAAUGGCUACAAAAUGCGCACUCUGCUGCAGAUACGUCCCCGAUGUUACUCGACUGGUUGAAAUUGGGAUGGAAGAAAUACAGUUUGGACGAUGAGAACCUGUUUUGCGAUCCGGACAUUUUGAAACGAGUGAUUGCUAGUAAAACCAUAUUCGACAGUCUAGACAAGUCAGAGAUGCGUAAGGCGAGGGCACGUGCGAAUCCGUAUGAGACAAUUCGCAGCAUGCAAUUCCUAAAUCGCGCAGCCGUGAAGAUGGCAAAUAUAGAUAGAGCAUGUGACUUCAUGUUUACUAAUCCGAAGAACGUGGACUCUAACGAGUUACUAUACUUUGCGGAUGUGUGCGCCGGUCCAGGUGGCUUCAGCGAGUACAUAAUGUUCAGGAAGAACUGGCACGCCAAAGGAUUUGGAUUCACUUUGAAGAAUAGUAACGAUUUCACGUUGGACGAGUUCUUCGCCGGCCCAUGCGAGACUUUCCAUCCGUUUUAUGGGCCCAAGGAAAACGGAGACGUAAUGGACGCACAGAAUCAAGAAGCAUUUCAAUCGCUGAUUAUGAAGCACACCAACAACAAGGGUGUGCACUUUAUGAUGUCAGACGGUGGAUUCUCAGUGGAGGGACAGGAGAACAUUCAGGAGAUUCUGUCGAAACAGUUAUAUCUGUGCCAGUGCCUGGUAGCCCUGAGAAUAGUGAGACCGGGCGGACACUUUGUUACGAAGCUGUUCGACUUAUUCACGCCUUUCAGCAUCGGGCUUAUUUAUCUGAUGUACAAGUGCUUCGACAGUAUCUCCAUUUUCAAACCCAACAGUUCCAGGCCAGCCAAUUCAGAGCGUUACCUGAUAUGCAAGGCGAAGAGGCUCGAUACGCGAGAGAUCACGAAUUAUUUGAUUCACGUCAAUAACAUGCUCUCAUCGCAGGACGAUAAAAACGACGUAAUUGAACUGGUACCACUCGAUGUGUUGGAGGCGGACAAGGAGUUUAUAAGUUACAUGAGAAACUCCAACAACAUUUUAGGACAAAAACAGAUAACAAGUCUUCUCAAGAUUGCUGCAUUUUGCGAAGAUCCGACAUUGAUCGAGUAUCAGCAGGCGACCAUGAAGGAGGAGUGCCUUAAGUAUUGGAAGCUGCCAGUUCAAGCUAGAAUGAGGCCUCCGAUAUCGAAGCCUCAGGACAAGGCGCAGGAGAUCCUGGGUGGUGACCUAGCACUGCUCAGUUGCGAAUCAACUAAACUAAAGAACGACAACAUACAGAUAUUGAGUCAACCAUACGACUGGUACUGUAUGCCAUGUGGUUCUGGCCCAUACGUUGAGGAGGAUAAGCAGGCGACGUUUUACUUAGGCCUAGGAAGAAGAAAGGUGUUUCGAUAUCUGAGAGGCAAAUGGGAAUCUGUGGGGGACGCGAAGAUCGAACUACCAGCCAAUACUCUCAUAUACGCCGAGCUGGUGUACGAGACAAAAUGGACAAGUGGAAAGUUCUUCUUGAAAACGCGCGCAUUACACAUUUUGGAUGCGUAUAUGCUUGGUGGAGAGGAUGUGAGCAAGAUGUAUUUAUCCAAGAGGUAUCAGCUUACGAAGAAAUUUUGCGAUGCCUUGUGGAAGCCAAUACCCAAUGAUUACAUUUGCGUUCGUGCUAAACCAAGAUUCUGGCUAACCCCAGAUAUACAGAAGAAACUGCGAGUCACACAGCGCCGAAAUGUAAAAAUGCCCAUCUCAUUUGAGUUUCCGAAAAGUCCUCAAGAAUACGAAAGCGAUACUGAUAUGCAAGAACCCGUGUACUCGGCUUUCAACACCGUAAUGUUUAUACGAAGUAUCGCUCCGCCAUGGGCGCGUCAUCUUAGUAGGACGACCGGCGAAUUUUAUGUCUAUAACGCAGUUACGAAACAAACGGAAUAUGAAGUCCGAAAUAAAAUGCACAACAGACCACCCGAGGCCGAGGCCAAUUUCACGCGGGCGUUUAAUGAUAGAGUCAUCUGGAAUUGGCCACAUGACACAAACAAUACGCUUAAUAUGGAUUCUCUAGUUAACGCUAUAACUCAAAUGCUGAAUCCACACAGAAAAUAGUGGUAGUAAAGUUACAGCUGCAUGUACAUAGUUUGUAUUUAUUUUUACUUUUUUGUUUGGAAUUGCACGUCGCGUUUUCAGUCUUUUUUACCGUCCGAACUGUUCAAAGUAUUCGGUGUUGGAUGCCAAGUACAAAUCGUUUUUAAGAACAAUUUAUACGACGUAACAAGAGAUGAAGGGUGCUUUCCAGAAACGGUGUGACACAGUGUUGAUUUGCAUCAAAAAUGCUGUUUAAUUUUUUUUAUUCCACCACAAAAAUGUAAUGUUGAUAUCCAUGGCCCCAAGUACAAUAUAGAAAUUAUAAUAUUAUAAUAUCAUUUCAAACACUGUGUAACACAAUGUUGCCAAUGUCGUUGUUGAAAAGCACCUGAAGAAAGAUAUUUCUGACAUUCAUAGAUUCAUACAUAGAAAAAAGACAUAUGUAUAUAUAGAAUGAAACGAACAAAUGUUUUCAAAUCGUGAAUAAGUUAAUAAUUUUUUUCUAUUAUUUCCUAGAACAAUUAUUAAAAUUAAGUUUGUUACAAAUUUCAUAUCUGUUUUUGUCAGAUUAUUUUGCGGUAUUAGAUGCAAGAUCUUAAAGCAACAAUGUAUAAUCAUAGUUACAAAUUAUAUAUCAUGAGUAAUAUGAUAAAUAAUAAAACCGAUCAG